Messenger RNA from Coturnix japonica (Japanese quail), 1949 nucleotides. Lineage: Eukaryota; Metazoa; Chordata; Aves; Galliformes; Phasianidae. The record is from RefSeq and is a predicted model, not a curated record.
CAAAAGAGAAUUAGAAAAUGGUGUUCUGCAUGUCUGCUAAUGAUGACUUAGGAUUGCUGAUACUUACUGAACUUGUAGUGAAAGGUUUUUUUUCCUGUUUUAAGGGGAAAAGAUCUAUUUUAUCAAACUGUAGCCACAAAUAUUCAAGAUUAUUUUUCUGAUUGGAUGUUAUCUGAGCUGCCUAUGACUGUAUCUUUAGUGUCAGUCUUUAUGUUGGUCUUUUAGCUGAUGCAAUAUAAAGAAAUCAUAAACAAUGGAGUAUGUUUAUGUAAUUCAAAUAAAAUAGUGAUGCAGAUAAAAAUAGCUAAGUUCCAUUAACUUUUCAGACCAUAAUAGUGAAACACUUGUAAGUCGUAGGAUACGCUUGAAUGUCUGUAGUACCAAUUUAUCCCUCUGCUUAGUCAUUCAUUUCUAUUUAGAUCUUGGUGCUUCUGUGCAGCCUGUGAUUAGAUUGGCAGUUCUCAUUUAAACCCUAACUCAUUCAGUCUUGGUUAUCAAAUAGCUUAAAAGGCAAGAACAAACGCUGUUGUUUUUAAGAUGUACUGAUAUAUGAUUUGCAUCCUUACAUGUGGUAUAGGCUGGAUUUACCAGAGUAAAUGUUCUUUCAUCUGUAGUUUUCUUUGUAGGUAUUUUGUGUUUUGUUGUGUGGGUUCAGUACACAAUACUUUAAAUGUUAUAUUUGUUCCAAAUUCGCUGUUGUAGCGAAUCAGAGCGGAGCAGGAUGAGAAAGUAGCAUGUUUUGUAAAAGAGAAAAAUUUUACUUUACAACUCUAGGAAGUGGAGGAACCGGUACUCCCAAAAAUAUCCCUACCCAUCAGUACUGCAUCUCUGGCUCCAUUCAACUUUAGUUUUCUGACUAGCAGUACUGUGUCAUCGUCACCAAGCACUGUUUCAACAUCAGUGAUGAACAAGGUGAAUCUAUGUUGUAUGCUAUAAAUGCUUUCCUGUAUGAGUCUGUAUCUGCUCUUUUGCAAGUUAACUUCUGUGGUGCUCAUGAAAUUAACUGGUGUUAGUUCAUACUGAGUUGAGUAAGUCAGAGCUGUAUUGCAGUUUGGAGAGAAAAAUGCAGUUUUUUGAUUGUCAGUCUUAGACUUGCAAAUGUCUGGUUUGGUUUUGGAACUGUGGCAGAAAAUGAAGUUGCAUCAGCUUCUUUUGCAUUUAAGAAAUCAGAUGAGAAAAAGGACGAAACUCCUGCAUCAAAGAGAGGCUUCUCUUUUGGUAACGUGGAGUCGGCUCCUGCCUCGCAGUUUGUUUUGGGAAGGACAGAAGAGAAACAGGAUUCUGUCAGUUCUGCUCCUCCGUUACUGUUUGGGAAGAAAGUUGAGAAUGAAGAGUCAAAGGCACAACCUGUCUUUUCCGUUGGGCAGCCUGAACGUACCAAAGAAGAAAGCACAGCAAAACCUAUGUUCAACUUCAGCUUUGUUAAACCAUCGGAGAAAGAAACUGAGCAGGCAAAGCCAACUUUUUCAUUUGGGGCCCAAGCCAAUACUUCAGAUCAAGGAGCAGCAAAGCCAUCCUUCAGCUUCUUGAGCUCUAGUUCCUCCAGCGCAGCCGUACCUGCCACUUCAGCCAACAGCAGCAGCCUGUUUGGCAGCGUCACUUCUUCCUCCAACCCUGCACCAGUUCCCACUCCCUUUGUGUUUGGGCAAGCCAGCAACACUGUGAGCAGCACCGCUUUUGGCAAUUCUGCAGAAUCUACAGCAUCUCAGUCAUUUGGCUUCUCUCAAGAAAACAAACCCACCACCACAUCUUCCACCACUGGUGCAGCAGUUAAUCCAUUUGUCUUCGGUUCAGGAGCCAACAGUAGCAAUGCAGCAAGUUCUGGCUUUACCUUUGGAGCCACGGCCACAUCGAGUUCAACAGGGUCAUCCUCUACAUUUGUCUUUGGGUCUGGGUCUUCCGGCAAGCCCAACUCUCCUGCCUGCUGCCCUGGGACCCGGCCAUUUUAA